Molecule: messenger RNA, 729 nt
Organism: Drosophila sechellia
Lineage: Eukaryota; Metazoa; Arthropoda; Insecta; Diptera; Drosophilidae
Product: hypodermin-B
Exons: 1
Coding region: 1-729 (242 amino acids)
Biological process (GO): proteolysis
Molecular function (GO): serine-type endopeptidase activity
Source: RefSeq, a predicted model, not a curated record
AUGUUGAUUGGAUCGUGUUGGGUGUUGAUCUUAUUUACAAGAAGCUCCAAUGGCAUCUAUAAUGGAGUAGAGGCAAAGUUUGACUUUUGGACCUUCCUUGCCUCCGUGUGGGUAGGUGGAUAUCAGGAGUGCGGCGGCGCAGUGAUCGAAAGCCGAAUUAUCCUGACAGCCGCCCAGUGCGUCAAGAAUAAGCCGGUGAAGAGAAUCACGGUUCGUGUGGGAACGCCGGAUAUCAAGAGAGGUGGCAGAAUUGUCAGGGUAACGGCGCUGGUGGUUCAUGAAAAUUAUAAGGAGUGGGACAACGAUAUAGCCCUCUUAUGGCUAGAGAAGCCAGUGCUUUCCGUACGAGUGUCAAAAAUUCCACUGGCCACCAAAGAACCCUCUGAAAACGAAUAUCCCAGCAAUGCGGGAUGGGGCGAAAAACUACUGGAGUCCUACGUCGUGACUAGAAAACUACAAAAUGGCGUGACCAAAAUCCGUCCGCGGAGCGUCUGCGCUGAGGAACUUGUUGAACCGGUUGGUGAGAACCUUCUCUGCGCCUAUUACACCGAAAAUGAUAUUUGUCCUGGCGAUUAUGGAGGUCCCUUGGUCCUGGCCAACAAGGUGGUUGGCAUCGCGGUGCAAGGACACGGUUGCGGGUAUGCCGUUCUGCCCUCACUUUACACGAACGUCUUCCACUACCUGGCAUGGAUAGAAGAGAAUUCAAGGAAGCUAAACGAAAAUAAAUAA